Molecule: messenger RNA, 2972 nt
Organism: Solanum stenotomum
Lineage: Eukaryota; Viridiplantae; Streptophyta; Magnoliopsida; Solanales; Solanaceae
Product: putative late blight resistance protein homolog R1A-10
Exons: 2
Coding region: 111-2717 (868 amino acids)
Biological process (GO): defense response to other organism
Molecular function (GO): ADP binding
Source: RefSeq, a predicted model, not a curated record
GUAGUAUUCUUCCCUAAUCUAAAAAACAGAGAAUUUAAUAUUAUCUUGAAUGAAAGGUUGUCCAUUUUAACCACUCAAAAAACAUCCAGCUUGUUCAUCUUGAGACCUUGAUGGCAGCUUAUAGUGCUGUAACUUGUCUUCUUCAAACUCUUGAGCAACGAAAUCCACAACUCUUUGAUGCUCUCACUGCUAAAGCGCUUGAAUCUAUUCAUGUUACUGCUCAAUAUUUUUAUAAUUUUCUUGAAGGAUCAGGCAAUAAGAAUGUUGAAAAAAUCAAAUCUUUGGAGGAAAAAAUUAGAAUUGCUGCUAAUCAUGCAAAAUAUGCUGUUGAGCUGAAGAUUUCCGAUAGAAUCGAUGGCAUAUCCUACACAAAUGCAACUGUACAACAGGAGGAUUUGCCUGUAGUUGUUGAUGAAAUGGAUACAAUAAAGAAAGAAAUGAUGGAGAUUAUUGCUUCUGGUUUUAACACAACUACUCAUGAUGAUGAUGAUCGAAUUCUUGAAUUAUCGAGGGAUUCCUUAAUUGGCACUUCUUCUACAUAUUUGGAAGAUGAUAUCGUGCACGGACUUGAUGAUGACUUGGAGAUCAUAAUUAAAAGAUUAUUGACAGGACAAUCGCGGGAUCUUGAAAUUGUCACAAUAACAGGCAUGGGUGGCAUUGGCAAGACCACACUCGCUAGAAAAGCGUAUAAUCAUCUCGCAAUCAGGUAUCAUCACUUUGACAUUCUUGCUUGGGUUACAAUAUCUCAAGAAUUUCGAUGUAGAAAUGUGUUGUUAGAAGCUUUACGUUGCAUUUCAAAGCAAACAGUUAGUUUCAAUGCAAAAUAUUAUGAUAACAAGGAUGACUCUGACUUAGCAGGCCUAGUGAAAAAAGAGUUAAAUGGUAGAAGAUACUUUGUUGUUGUUGAUGAUAUUUGGAGUAAGGACGUUUGGGAUAGCAUAAGAGGAAUAUUUCCUGAUUGCAACAAUAGGAGUCGAGUCUUAUUGACUACUAGGGAAACUGAGGUAGCGAUUUAUGCAACUACUAGUAGCCCUCAUAAGAUGAACCUCUUGGAUUUAGAUAACAGUUGGAAGUUACUUCGUGAUCAGGUUUUUGGACUAGAACACGAUCAUCCUCCUGAGUUGGGAGAAAUUGGAAAGGAAAUAGCAGAAAAAUGCCAAGGACUACCCUUUACGAUUUCAGUUAUUUCUGGACAUCUCUCUAAAGUGGACAGGACAUUAGAAAGUUGGAAGGAUGUUGCCCGAACCUUAAGUGAAGUCCUCGCUAGUCAUCCAGAUAAAUGCUUAGGAGUGCUCGGUUUGAGUUACCACCACUUGCCUAUUCACCUCAAACCUUGUUUUCUUUCUAUGGCUUGUUUCCCAGAAGACUUUCAAGUUGAUACUCGGAGAUUGAUCCAAUUAUGGAUCGCAGAAGGUUUCAUAAGGAUGUCUGGUAGAAGUCGUAAAAGCUUGGAGGAAGUGGCGGUAUAUUAUUUGGAGGAUCUUAUUAGCAGGAACUUGAUAAUGGCAAGAAAAAGGAGAUUCAAUGGUGAGAUAAAAGAAUGUGCAAUGCAUGAUCUACUACGUGAAUUCUGUUUGAUAGAAGCUAAAAUGACAAAGUUUAUAUAUGUUGUGAUAACUGACCAAGAAGUUCUUACUCUUCCAACACAAAAGCAUAAUGGUGGUCGCUUCAGUUUUCAAUCCCUAUUUUGUUCAGCUGAAGAUUUUAUCUAUCGAUUACCAUUUUUUACCAGAUCUAUCUACAUAUUUUGUUCAACACGCUUUGUUCAUUUCAGCUAUUUCAAUCUUCUUAGGGUAUUGGUCUUCCCCCAUUCUUGUUUUGCAUUUCCAUUUGACUUGACUAAUUUAUUUCAUUUGAGAUAUCUUGAAGUUGAAAGGUUUGAUUGUCCUCCUGAAUCAAUCUCAAAGCUUCAGAAUUUGCAAACUCUAAUUCAGCACGAACAAUGUGGGAGCUAUAUAACCGUACCAGGGACGAUUUGGUUGAUGAAGAACUUGAGGCAUGUGUAUCUGGGGUCACCGAGUUAUUUACCCAGUCCUAGAAUAUCAGAACUUGAGAUAGGAAUAUUGCCAAAUCUAGAGGAACUUUCUGGUCUAUGUUCCUUCAGUUGUACAAAUGAUGUUUUCAAAAGCAUUCCCAAUCUAAAGAGAUUAAUGGUUCGUGUAUCUUGUUCGAAAGAAGAUGUUAUGACCAAACGCCUUAUUGAUAUGUCCAGCUUGACAAAACUCGAAGCAUUAAAGUGUUUCAGAAAUGCUUGGGAAGCGAUUUCCAUCAGGAGGUUCAGUUUCCCAACAUCACUUAAAAUGUUGACUUUAACCGGUAACUAUCUUUUUCCGUGGGAAGAAAUAUCAACUCUUGCAUUGUUACCGAAUCUUGAAAAGCUCAAACUUAAAGAAUCGCCAGCUACAGGUGAAGUAUGGAGACUGAGUGAUGACGACAAAUUCCAAAGUCUCAAGCUGUUGAUAUUUAGCUAUCUACAUUUUCAGCACUGGGAAGCUAGCAGUGAUAGCUUCCCAAAUCUAAAACGCCUUGUUCUGAAGAACUGUAGCUUCCUUCGAGAAAUUCCAACAGAUUUUGGGGAAAUUGGUACUUUGGAGUCAAUUGAGUUACAUUAUUGCGGCACUGGUGCUGAGGAUUGUGCCAGAAAGAUUGAACAAGAACAAGAGGACAUGGGAAAUAAUUCCCUUAAGGUCUACAUCCAUAACAGUCGUGGAAAUUGAAGCUUAAUUUGAAGGACAAUCCUCUAAAUGCAGAACUUUUUAAUGUAUACUUUGAAAAGUAAAUUGUUUCUUUUAUGCUCUAAUUGUCAGUUGUUAAAUAUAUAUUUUAGGAAUAAGCAUGUUUAAUGAACGUCUUGCCCAUUCGUGAUUUAGUAUUUUGCAAAUGAUAACUAUUGAUCUACUGUAAUAGGAGAAUUCAUUUUGUGUUAUGUAAUAGUUCGAAAUGAAUAAGGUUUCUAUUAUGCGUUGUCUAUG